AAGCAGGACACGGGAUUCUCUGGGAGCAGGCGGUGUCAGCACCUGUAAUGCAGCCUCUGCUUCAGUCCCACACCCCACUGGAUGAAGCAGGGCGUUAGCAGGAUGACCUCAGAGAGGGACUCAGAGACCACCCUGGACGAGGACUCCCAGCCCAACGAUGAGGUGAUGCCCUACAGCGACGACGAGACGGAGGACGAGCUGGAGCCUCGGCAGCCCGGGGCUGAGCCGGGACAGAGCCAAAGCCACGGCGAGGAGAGCCGAGAGCCCGGCAGAAAAGACUGCACCUGGCAAGUGAAAGCAAACGACCGGCGCUUCUACGAGCAGCCCGCCUUUAAGAGAACGAUCUUCCUGUGCUUCAAAAAAAGCAAAUACGCGGACAAUGCAAUUAAGACAUACAAGUACAACCCCAUCACUUUUUUACCUCUGAAUCUGUUCGAACAGUUCAAGAGGGCAGCCAACUUCUAUUUCCUUGUUCUUCUCAUUUUGCAGUCCAUUCCCCAGAUAAGCACCCUGGCCUGGUACACGACGCUGGUGCCCCUGCUCUUCGUGCUGGGAAUCACUGCAGUCAAAGACCUGGUGGAUGACAUUGCCCGGCACAGGAUGGACAACGAGGUCAACAACAGGACAUGUGAUGUCAUCAAGGAUGGAAGGUUCAAAACCACAAAAUGGAAAGAUAUUCAAGUUGGCGACGUCAUUCGUCUGAGGAAAAACACCUUCAUUCCUGCUGACAUUUUGCUGCUGUCCAGCUCAGAACCAAACAGCCUGUGCUACGUGGAGACAGCUGAACUGGAUGGUGAGACUAAUUUAAAGUUCAAAAUGGCCCUGGAGGUGACACACAGGCAGCUUCAGGAGGAGAGCUCCCUGGCAAACUUUGAUGGUCUGAUUGAGUGUGAAGAGCCCAAUAACCGACUGGACAAGUUCACAGGAACGUUAUUCUGGAGGAACUCCAGUUACUCCCUGGAUGCUGAUAAGAUUUUGUUGCGUGGGUGUAAGAUCAGGAACACAGAUUUCUGCCACGGAAUGGUGGUGUUUGCAGGUGCUGACACCAAAAUUAUGAAAAACAGCGGGAAGACGAGAUUUAAAAGGACCAAGAUUGACUCCCUCAUGAACUACAUGGUUUAUACUAUCAUCGUGGUCCUCAUCCUGCUGUCGGCCGGGCUGGCCAUCGGGCACACCUACUGGGAGCAGCAGGUUGGCAACUGCUCCUGGUACCUGUAUGACUCAGAGGACUUCAGCCCUCCCUACAGGGGCUUCCUCAACUUCUGGGGCUACAUCAUCGUCCUCAACACCAUGGUGCCCAUCUCCCUCUACGUCAGUGUGGAAGUGAUUCGCUUUGGCCAGAGCUACUUCAUCAACUGGGACCUGCAGAUGUACUACGCCGAGAAGGACACGGCGGCCAAGGCCAGGACCACCACGCUCAACGAGCAGCUGGGGCAGAUCCAGUACAUCUUCUCGGACAAGACCGGGACCCUCACCCAGAACAUCAUGACCUUUAAAAAGUGCUGCAUAAACGGCCAAAGAUACGGAGACAGCCGGGACAGAGCGGGGCAGCUCCAGAGCCACCCCGAGCGAGUGGAUUUCAGCUGGAAUGUGUACGCGGACGGGAAGUUCCUCUUCUAUGACCACUACCUGAUAGAGCAAAUAAAGGCUGGGAAGGAGCCAGAGAUUCACAAGUUCUUUUUUCUGCUUGCCAUUUGUCACACGGUCAUGGCUGACACCUCUGAUGGUCAGCUCAACUACCAGGCAGCCUCCCCGGACGAGGGGGCCCUGGUGACGGCCGCCAGGAACCUGGGCUACGUCUUCCUGUCCCGCACCCAGAACACCAUCACGCUCAGCGAGAUGGGCGCCCACAGGACCUACGAGGUCCUGGCCAUCCUGGACUUCAACAGCGACAGGAAGAGGAUGUCCGUCAUCGUCAGAGAGGCCGGGGGGGACAUCAGGCUGUACUGCAAAGGGGCUGACACGGUGAUUUAUGAGAGGCUGCACCCCAGCAAUCCAAAGAGAGAGGCCACAGAAGAGGCGCUGGACGUGUUUGCAAAUGAAACUCUCAGGACUCUCUGCCUGUGCUACAGAGACAUAAGUCAGGAUGAAUUUGAUGUGUGGAAUAAAAAGUUUGUGGAGGCCAGUUUAGCUACAAGUAACCGAGAUGAAGCUCUGGACAAAGUGUAUGAGGAGAUAGAAAAAGACUUGAUUCUGCUUGGUGCAACAGCUAUUGAAGACAAACUGCAGGAUGGAGUUCCAGAAACUAUCUCCAGACUCUCCAAAGCAGACAUCAAAAUCUGGGUGCUCACUGGUGACAAAAAAGAAACUGCUGAAAAUAUUGGGUUCUCUUGUGAACUCUUGACAGAGGAAACAGCCAUCUGCUAUGGAGAAGAUACCAGUGCUCUCCUGCAAACUAGGCUGGAAAACCAAAGGAACAGGGCUGGCUCCAGCCCCCAUUCCUCUCUCAGGAUGAACGAGCCCUUCUUCCAGGGCAGCAAAGAUCGGGCUCUAAUCAUCACAGGCUCCUGGCUGAACGAAAUCCUGCUGGAGAAGAAAAAGAAGAAGAAGAAGAAGCUGAAGCUGAAGUUCCCCCGCACGGCAGAAGAGAAGGAAAAGCAAGCUGAGAAGAGGAGGAGGGCUGAGGCCUACAAGGAGCAGCAGCAGAAGAACUUCGUGGACCUGGCGUGCGAGUGCAGGGCGGUGAUCUGCUGCCGCGUGACGCCCAAGCAGAAGGCCAUGGUGGUGGAGCUGGUGCAGAAGUACAAGAAGGCCGUCACCCUGGCCAUCGGGGACGGCGCCAACGACGUGAACAUGAUCAAAACUGCCCACAUUGGAGUUGGGAUCAGUGGCCAGGAGGGGAUGCAGGCCGUCAUGUCCAGCGACUACUCCUUCGGGCAGUUCCGCUACCUGCAGCGCCUGCUGCUGGUCCACGGGCGAUGGUCCUACAUCAGGAUGUGCAAGUUUCUGAGAUACUUCUUCUACAAGAACUUCGCCUUCACGCUCGUCCACAUCUGGUACUCCUUCUUCAACGGCUUUUCUGCCCAGACAGCCUACGAGGACUGGUUCAUCACCCUGUACAACGUGCUCUACUCCAGCCUCCCGGUCCUGCUCGUCGGCCUGCUCGACCAGGACGUGAGCGACAAGCUGAGCCUUCGGUUCCCCAGACUCUAUAUUUUGGGCCAGAGGGAUCUACUUUUCAACUACAAGAAGUUCUUUCUAAGUUUGCUCCACGGAGCUGUAACUUCACUCAUCAUCUUCUUCAUCCCCUACGGAGCUUACAUGAAAUCUAUGGGACAAGAUGGAGAAGCCCCUGCAGAUUAUCAGUCCUUUGCUGUCACAGCAGCCUCUUCCCUGAUCUUUGUCGUCAAUUUUCAGAUUGGCCUGGACACAUCUUACUGGACUUUUGUUAACGCUUUCUCAGUGUUUGGGAGCAUUGCACUUUACUUUGGGAUCACAUUUGACUUCCACAGUGCUGGAAUCCACGUCCUCUUCCCUUCUGGCUUUCAGUUCACAGGAACUGCUCCCAACGCUCUGCGCCAGCCGUACCUCUGGCUCACCAUGAUUUUAUCCAUUGCCAUCUGCCUGCUCCCUGUAGUGGCCCAGCGUUUCUUAGCCAUGACAAUCUGGCCUUCGGAGAGCGACAAAGUGAGUGCAGUCUGCCUUGGUUUGGUGAAUUUGGCAGGUGGUGUUGGCAGGCUGAGACCUGGGCUGGUAGAAGGUGGCCCUGCCCGUGGCAGGGGAGUGGAGAGGAUGGGCUCGAAGGUCCCUUUCAACCCAAACCAGCCUGAGAUUCUGUAA
Manacus vitellinus (golden-collared manakin) is the source of this 3780-nucleotide messenger RNA. RefSeq names its product ATPase phospholipid transporting 8B1 (gene ATP8B1). The transcript is spliced from 27 exons. The coding region runs from base 82 to 3780 and encodes 1232 amino acids. Gene Ontology annotation, cellular component: plasma membrane. Gene Ontology annotation, biological process: phospholipid translocation; Golgi organization. Gene Ontology annotation, molecular function: ATP binding; ATP hydrolysis activity; magnesium ion binding. Lineage: Eukaryota; Metazoa; Chordata; Aves; Passeriformes; Pipridae. The record is from RefSeq and is a predicted model, not a curated record.